UUUUCCGUGUCUUCGCCUGAAGUCAUUCUGUGGUUUUUGAAAAAAUGUGCUGUAUAUUUUCAGGGCUGUGUCACAUGACCUGCUAGGGUUAUGAAUAGCUGAGUAUAAUGAUUUCUUAGUGAACGUUUAAAAAAAAGAGAGAGAGCGAGAGCGAGAGUGAUUCUCAGCUAGAGGGAGGCUCGCAUUCGUUCAGCUACGGCAGGCAAAGAGACGGGACGUGGAAAGUUCCCCUGACUCCAGGUGUCUGUGUCCCCCACACCAAGGCAGCCAGGCCUGCAGACCAGAAAGAGAAAGGUGAAGGGAGACGUCUUCUUCCAGAGCUGCAAAGUUGCACAGAUGUAGCCAUGGGACCAUCUGUCCGGAGCAGUGACAGCGCAACCCAGACUUGCUAAGCAGGACCCUGAUUCUCUUCAUCAGCAGACCCGUGAGCCCAGCCAUGGCAGGAAACAAGGAGAGGGGCUGCCCCGGCGGAACCCCCUUGGCUCAUGUGAACGGCUUCCCGCCUGCCAUAUACCCUUUCCCGUUCCCGAAUCCCCACUUUGAGGCGCUCACCAAUGGAGGCUACUUCCGCAGUUUCCCUACUGACCUGCCCAAGGAGAUGGCAUCGCUCUCGGUGGAGACCCAGAGCACAAGUUCGGAGGAGAUGGUGCCCAGCUCCCCCUCUCCGCCCCCACCUCCACGUGUCUAUAAACCUUGUUUCGUCUGCAAUGACAAAUCGUCUGGCUACCAUUACGGAGUCAGCUCCUGCGAGGGGUGCAAGGGCUUCUUCCGCCGAAGCAUUCAGAAGAACAUGGUGUACACCUGCCACCGGGACAAGAACUGUCAGAUCAACAAAGUCACUCGCAACCGCUGCCAGUAUUGCCGCCUCCAGAAGUGCUUUGAGGUUGGCAUGUCCAAGGAAGCUGUGAGGAACGACCGCAACAAGAAGAAGAAGGAUGUGAAAGAGGAGGUGGUGGUGGACAGCUAUGAAAUGACGCCAGAACUGGAAGAGCUUAUCCAGAAGGUCAGCAAGGCUCAUCAGGAAACCUUCCCCUCACUCUGCCAGCUGGGCAAAUACACCACGAAUUCCAGUGCAGAUCACAGGGUACAACUGGACCUGGGACUGUGGGACAAGUUCAGCGAACUGGCCACCAAAUGCAUCAUCAAAAUUGUGGAGUUUGCCAAACGUCUGCCAGGCUUCACCAGUCUCAGCAUUGCCGACCAGAUCACCUUGCUCAAGGCAGCCUGCCUAGACAUCCUGAUGCUCCGUAUCUGUACCCGCUACACCCCAGAGCAGGACACCAUGACCUUCUCGGAUGGGCUGACCCUGAACCGCACCCAGAUGCAUAACGCUGGAUUUGGACCCCUCACUGACUUGGUCUUUGCCUUCGCUGGGCAGUUGCUGCCUCUCGAAAUGGACGAUACGGAGACCGGCUUGCUCAGUGCCAUCUGUCUUAUCUGUGGAGAUCGUAUGGAUUUGGAGGAGCCAGAGAAAGUGGACAAGCUGCAGGAGCCGCUACUGGAAGCACUGAAGAUCUAUGCUCGCCGACGUCGACCCAACAAGCCUUACAUGUUCCCCCGCAUGCUGAUGAAGAUCACCGACCUACGGGGCAUCAGCACCAAAGGUGCAGAACGAGCCAUCACCCUGAAGAUGGAGAUCCCAGGCCCUAUGCCGCCCCUCAUCCGAGAAAUGCUGGAAAAUCCCGAGAUGUUUGAAGAGGAAUUAUCACAGCCUCCACCGGUGGCAGAACCCCUCAGCUCCGAGGAGAGCCCAGCAGACCCCAAGAGCCAGGAGGAGGCCCCCUAGCAUCUCACGCGAGCCAGGAUCUAGGCUAGGGAAGGUGGGGGAGAAAGUCCUUUCCCAUGUACCUCCUCGGUCCUUCCCAAAGCUCAUUUCCUCCAGGACUGUGCACUUGCCUUCCCUGCUCUCAGCCAUGCACCGGAGACUGGGAUAACGGCAACGCUCGAGACCAACUAGGAGGCAUGCAUGCCCCUCUCCUCUGCUACAGCGGCCGACUCUGGGGGUGGAUGUCUCUUGCCUUAACCUUCCUCCUAUGGGGUCUUGGAUGCAUACUCAGAAGCCUUCGCUCCCAACCCCAAAGCUUUGCCAAAGUCCCAGGCUGCCUGUCCUGUCAAGUCAGGUGCCCUCAAGCCAAAUAUUCAGGACGUGGGAAGCCCCCAAGGGGCUCAGACUCGAAGAGCCUCCCUCUCCCAAACAGGAGGAUCUCCAAAUGUGCAAUUUCGGUGCUGGCAGGAAAAGGGGCAUCUCAAGAACCGACGGGCCUCUAGACGGCGGUCCUGCCUGCCUCGCCGCUCCGCCAUCCUGACUGGGGAUCACAUCUGUACCCUGCAUCCUCCGAAGUCAGGAACCCAGGCAUCCGGGACGCUAUUUAUUCAGGUCUCUGAAGACAGAGGGAUAGCAUGCCCUCCCCAGCUGCCCCACGCACACAAAGAUAUCUCGGACCAAUGACUUUUUGGGGUUUGGGGAGAGCAAAGCCAGGACUUCAACACAUCCCUAUGCCCUAUCAGAACUUUCCUGGGGUGGGUCGGGGAGGGCUAAUAACCAUUUUUGUGGAUUCUAAUGGUGGGAUGUGUAUUUUUUUUUUAGAGGGGUGAGUAUAGGAGGGCGGGAACAGGGCUUUUUUUGUGCUUUUUUGUUAGCUGUAUAAAGUGCUAAUGUUUUGUUGUUGGGGCAGAGAUUAAUCCCAUAAUGGGGAGGGAUGGUGGGGGGGGGUCCUCCCCAUGACCUCCCGAGUCUCAAGAUGGGGGAGAAGGGGAGUAUAGGGGGUGGGUGGGGGAGCCUGUGUCUUUUCUUGCUUGGAAUGCUUUCGACGCCCCCCUCUGGUGCUAAGGACUCUGGGAAAUGGACCCCAAAGGACACUAGAUACCAAAGAUAUCAAGGAAUGGGUGGAGAUUAAGGGCACAGAGCCACAGACUUAAACCCAUUUCUUCUCUCAGGGCCUCCUUUUCCUGCCCUCCCAAUGGGGAGCCAAGUGCCCUGCACACAAAGAUUGAACAGGUUGGGCGGGGGGAGUGUUCCGGGCGGGGGGAGGACGCCGCUUGUCUUAACCCACUUUCCGCUCUGUUUCCCCAGCACUUUGAUGAUGGGUGGUGGUGAAUUACUCUUGCUGUAGGCAACUUUGCCCCCCUUCCCCCACGGGCCUAGAGGAGACCGGCACCAGCUCCCCCCUCCCUCCCCCAGAACCAGUGGAUCAAAUAAAGACAUAGCAAAUGCUUUCUCAACCCCUAGAGGGCAAACAUUUUGCAAGAGAAAGUUUCACCCCACUCUCUCCUCCUAGCAACACCCAGUCCUUGAACACUACAACAGACCCUUUUUGCUGAGGAUUCGCCGUGAAGUGGCUGCUAUUCCACCUCUCUUCCCUUACUCCCCACCCCCAGACCUUGCUCGGAUCAGGGGCAAGAGACCGUCAGACCACCAGACCCUAUUUCCCGCUGCAUGGCAGCUGUGGAAGGCACCAUAGCGAGUGCUGGGUGGGGCUCAUCCACUUGGGGGAAUGAGAACUGAAGGUGCUGCUGCCCCCUGCUGGCCAAGAAUGGGGCAACGCUUUCAGUGGGUUUAUUUAUUUGCCUUUUGAGUCGUUCCCCCCCUCCCAUCCCACCCUGCUCCGGAGUUGGUGAUGAGGGAUAAUAUUACCCUGAGGAAUGGGAGCUGCACCGAUUGUCCCCACUUGUCUUAAGCUGUCAAUUUUUUUAAAAAGAAAUUACCCCAGGCCUUAAAAUGGGGUCUAUUUGCUGCGUGGGUGGGGGUGGGUGGGUGGGAGGGAGGGAAGAGAAGGUGAAGCCCUUCUGUGAUGUUUACAGAACAGCGUUCCAUGGUAUUUUAGAGGAAUCUUUCCUGACCCCUGCACUCCCAGCUGUGCCACAGAAGAGAGGGGGACUUUUCUAUUUUUGCAAAAUAAAGUGAUGGAAACCCAAA
Messenger RNA from Heteronotia binoei (common prickly gecko), 3916 nucleotides. It is a transcript of the gene RARG, whose product is annotated as retinoic acid receptor gamma. The record is from RefSeq and is a predicted model, not a curated record. The transcript has 9 exons. Bases 437 to 1786 code for a protein of 449 amino acids. Gene Ontology annotation, cellular component: transcription regulator complex; nucleus. Lineage: Eukaryota; Metazoa; Chordata; Lepidosauria; Squamata; Gekkonidae. Gene Ontology annotation, biological process: cellular response to corticotropin-releasing hormone stimulus; retinoic acid receptor signaling pathway; regulation of transcription by RNA polymerase II. Gene Ontology annotation, molecular function: nuclear glucocorticoid receptor binding; zinc ion binding; RNA polymerase II cis-regulatory region sequence-specific DNA binding.